Molecule: messenger RNA, 1767 nt
Organism: Macrobrachium nipponense
Lineage: Eukaryota; Metazoa; Arthropoda; Malacostraca; Decapoda; Palaemonidae
Product: mucin-2-like
Exons: 5
Coding region: 1-1767 (588 amino acids)
Source: RefSeq, a predicted model, not a curated record
AUGCUUUCCAGAGUAAGAGUUCUUCCAGCAGCCCCCCAAACUCCUUUCAGUCCACCGCCUUGGAUGCUUCCAGAAAGAGUCUUCCACAGCCCCCAACUGCCCUUCAGUCCACCAUCCUUGAUGCUUCCAGAAAGACUUCCAGCAGCCCCCAACUCCUUCAGCCCCCCACCAGCUGGAUGUUCCAGAACCAGAAGUACUUCCAGCAAGCCCCCCAACGCUUCAGUCCACCAUCUUGAUGCUUUCCAGAGCAGAGUACUUCCAGCAGCCAACCUGCCUUCAGCCACCAGUCUUGGAUGUUUCCAGAACAGAGUUACUUCCAGCAGCCCCCAACUGCCUUCAGUCACCACGGUCUUAAAUGCUUCCAAAGCCCCCCAAGAGUACCUUUCCAGCAGAACUCUUACCAACCCCCCCUGCCUUCAGUCCCCAUCUUGGAUGUUCCAAACAGAGUACUUCCACAGCCCCCCACUGCCUUCAGUCCACAGUCUUGGAUGCUUCCAGAAUAGAGUACUUCCCAGCAGCCCCCCAACUGCUUCAGUCCACAGCCAUUGGAUGCCAGAACAGAGUACUUCCAGCAGCCCCCAAACUGCCUUCAGUCCACCAUCCUUCCACAGCCUGGAUGUUCCAGAGCAGAGUACUUCACAGCCCCCCACUGCCUUGAGUCACAUCAGUCCUGAGCUUCCAGAAGUAGAGUACUUCCAGCAGCCCCCAAACUGCUUCCAGUCCAACCAGUCUUGGAUGUUUCCAGAACAGAGUACUUCACCAGCCCCCCAAACUGCCUCAGUCCACAGUCUGGAUUACUUCCAGAAGCAAUGUAGUACUUCCAGCAGCCCCCCAACUGCCUUCAGUACACAGCUUGGAUGCUUCAGAAUACAGUACUUCCAGCAGCCCCCUACUGCUCAGUCACAGCCUUGGAUUCUUCCAGAGCAGAGUACUUCCAGCAGCCCCAACUCGCCUUCAGUCACAGCCUUGGAGCUUCCGAGCAGAGUACUGCCAGAGCCCCCAACUGCCCAGUCCACCAGUCAUGGAUGCUCCAGAAUAGAGUACUUCCAGCACCCCCAAACUGCCUCAGUCCACCCAGCCUUGAUGCCUUCCAGAGAGAUCCACCAAGCCUUGGACGCUUCCAGAGUUAGAUUACCUUUCCAGCAAGCCCCCAACUGCCUUCAGUCCACCAGCUUGGUGCUUUCCAGAGAGAGUACUUCCAGCCCCCAAAGGCACAAAACUGCCUUCAGUCCACAGUUUGAUGCUUCCAGAAUAAAUUACCUUCCAGCCAGGCCCCAACUGGCCUUAGCCACCAGCCUUGGAUGCUUCCAGAAUACAGGUCCAACCAGCCUUGAAAUGCUUCAGAUAGAGUACUUCCAGCAAGACCCCCAACUGCCUUCCAGUCCACCAGCCUCGGAGCUUCCAGGAAUAGAGUAUUCCAGCAGCCCCCAACUUGCCUUCAGGUACACCAGCCUUGGAUGCUCCAGAAUAAAGUACUUCCGCAGCCCCAAUGCCCCUUCAAGGUCCACCAGCCUGGAUGCCUUCCAGAGUAGAGUACCUUCCAGCCAGCCCCCAACUGCUUCAGGCCACCAUCCUGGCUGCUCCAGAAUAGCGUACUUCCAGCAGCCCCCAACUGCCUUCAGUCCACCAGCCUGGGAUGCUUCCAGAGUAAAAGUACUUUCCAGCAGCCCCGCCAACUGCCUUCAGUCCACCAGCCGUUGGAUGCUUCCAGAAAUAGAGUACUUCCAGCAAGUCUCCCUAACUGCAUUCAGUCCACCAGCCACUUAG